GAGGAAGCAUGGAGCCCACACUCCGCUUGCUGCAUGGCAUAGAAAAUGGACCCCGUGCAAGGAAAAAAGUUUUAUCUGCAAUCUGGCACGUUGUUGCGGGAAUUCUACAGAGUGACGCCAGCUUCAAACCUUCUAUUCGAUUGGAGAGAGGUUUUCUUCGAUGGUGUAGCAAUGACUUUCCCAAGACUCCAGAACUUGAGGGAUUGCGUGAUUGAUCUGAUUCUCUGUCCGAUUUCUUGUUUUUGAAGGCUCCGUGAACGUGUUGAAUUCUUGCAAGAUGGAGGACUUCUGAGUGUGUGGCAGUUGUUGUUGCCCUCUAUGUUGGGUGUGACAAUCUGUAGAAGGAUGUAUUUGACAUUUUGUGCUGGACGAGUUGAAGUCGGGAGCCGUAUGCGAAAAGGCAUGCGCGAGCUAGCUAUGCUCAUGCGCGCAAUAAACUCUGAGAAGCGAUUUCUGUGUAGUCUGCAAUGUCUCAGAAUUCUAUGAUCUGCCUCUCAUGAAAUCAACCUCCACGUUUGGCUCUAUGGCGAUUAUCCAGAGCUUGCUGGCUGAACGUGCGAGGCCAGUUUUUUCUGAGGCCUCCGCUUCUUUUUCUUUAGACUGUUUAAGGGCGCCACGGCAAUGGACACAGAGCGUAUCGUUUUUCACCAGAGGAAAUUACUUGCAGGGGAGGCAUAUGGCAAAGAGAAUGGUGAUCUCACUCAGAAGAAAUUCCCUCCUGAACUACGUUUGGUUUGGAGACACGUCCAUGAUCAAAUUCGCCCCUCAUGUUAUGCGUUCUUAUGCAAUAUCGAAACAAUGCAGUAGAGAUUGUGAUGAGCCUUUGAUACACUGUUUAGCAUUAAAUCUCAGAUCUAUAUUCAGCCUCCCACGUGGGCACGGAGUCGCACAGGAUGAAGAGAGUCAGGAAUGUGGAGGACAUGGUCUACUUCGCUAUGCUAUUUUCACCUUCGUGGGACUCAUGGGAGGACUUAGUAUGUUAUUUUCUCUUGUUCAUGAACCAGCUUUGGCGUUGUCGACUCACGAAUUUGUCGAUAUGAAUCUAGAAAGUAAUGAUGUGACACUCGAUCGAGACUCUGAGGCUCAAACGAUGGAAUCAAGUUCAGUUUUCUUGGGCUGCCCCGCGAGAGGCCGUGCAGCACCUUUGAGCCUUUUGUUGAGGUAUCCGAGAAACUUUAAGGACCACUCCAGCUUCCAGUUUCUGACCCCGGACAUAGUUCGAGAGUGGGCGGGCGAGAGCUCAGGGGCUAGUUAUGGUCAGAUAGUUGCAGCUCGAGAGGAUAAAACAUCGAAGAAGGAUAUGUACACACGUGACGCGUGGAUGGGCAUGCGACGACUGGAGCAAUACGGACGUUUGGUGGAGAGCAUGGAAGACAAGGAAAAACUCUGUGUGGACUGUGUCCGGAACCGCAGGCUUCUCGAGCAGGUGUGGCAGACCGUCUCAAAUGACUACUAUGAUCAUUAUGGCAGCUUUUCCCAAUCACAAUGGGCAGGCGAGUUAUACCGCACACUAUCCAAGGCUGGGGGGCUUCUCGAAACCAAAGCCGAAACGUAUGCAGCAGUUAAAGAAAUGGUGUCACACCUUGGUGAUAAGUACAGCUCUUUUCUCGUUCCGAAUGAGUAUCGCCUAGCAAUUCAUCGCCCUUUGCAGUCUGAAAUCAAGUACUUAUCCUACCAAUACACUGGGAUUGGCAUGGAGCUAGGAGGUCGGUCUUUAGACGGGAGCUUCACCAUUGUGGCUCCAUUUGCUGGCUCUCCUGCAGAAGAGGCUGGAAUUCUAGGAGGUGAGAAACUUGUGGCAGUUGAUAACAUGAGAAUGGAGUCAGUGAGCCGAGACGAAGCGGUAGCUCUUUUGCGAGGUCCUAUCGGCUCAAUGGUUGAAUUGUCAAUUGCUGGAGAGGAUCCCAAGGUGGAACCGCGAACAUUACUAAUAGAGCGACGGACUUUGCCCUUACCCCCCUUGCAGAGUCGUAUGCUUGAUGCGGGGAACGGUCGAUUGGUUGCUUAUAUGCGUCUUCAUUACUUCACUCACGAAGGAACCAAGAAAAUGGCCUCUGCCAUACGAGAAGGAGAAGCACUUGGGGUAGAUGGCUACAUCUUGGAUCUCCGAAAUAACCCGGGAGGUGUCUUCGAGGAAGCAGUUGCAAUGGCAGCUCUAUGGCUCGACUGCAAAGGCUGCAACGUAACUGAAACAGUCCGUAGUAACGAGGCUGACAUCGAAGAUCUUGUAUACACUGUGGGAAAUUUGCCGAAGGAUGUGUUUCUGAAGCACCCAGGAGCACUCACGCAUGCCCCCUUGACCGUCAUUACAAAUCGAGACAGCGCUAGUGCCAGUGAGGUCUUGACUGGAGCGCUUCAUGACAACCAUCGUGUUAUGACUGUAGGUGAACGAACCUUCGGGAAAGGCGUUGUUCAGUAUUAUUUCCCUAUGGACGAUGGAAGUGGUUUAAAGCUCACUGUGGCGAAGUACCUCACACCAGACCACUAUGAUAUUUCUAAACGGGGCGGCAUAGAGCCUGAUAAAGCGUGUCAUGACUACCCACAUGGGAAAGACUCAUUAGACACAUGCAUUGAAGAAGCUUUGAAGAUGUUAGUUGUCAAAGAAGCCCCUGAUCAUGCAUCUUAUCCCUCUCCCAUGCCCUACCGUUGGCUUCCUCUCUCAAAGAGUUGGGCUAAAGGAUCAUACUAGAGAUCAAAAGAGCCGAGUGAUCUGCCAAGUAGAGGAAUUAGGUGUGUGUGUUGUGAAACUAGUUGACAAACUCUAAACCAUGGAGCAUGGUACGUUCUUUAGUGUAAAAAGUUGGAAGGUUGUUCAAUCGUUGUUAGAUUUUGUAUUAAAAUUGACUAUAUAAUCUGCAGAGAUACUGCAGGGUGACUACUUAUGGAUGACAUUUACAUCCUCAUUUAGAAUGAAGUAUUUCCACAUCACCAUUUCAUGCAGGGUGAUAACUUUU
Molecule: messenger RNA, 2954 nt
Organism: Physcomitrium patens
Lineage: Eukaryota; Viridiplantae; Streptophyta; Bryopsida; Funariales; Funariaceae
Biological process (GO): proteolysis
Molecular function (GO): protein binding; endopeptidase activity; serine-type peptidase activity
Source: RefSeq, a predicted model, not a curated record